This is a messenger RNA of Brassicogethes aeneus, 1601 nucleotides long. Lineage: Eukaryota; Metazoa; Arthropoda; Insecta; Coleoptera; Nitidulidae. The record is from the annotation of a GenBank genome assembly.
GUAGCACAUUAUCGAAGCAAUGGGUCAUGUACGGUCAGGCACGCUGUUUUUAGUGCUAUUUAUAUCUGGUUUGUUUUUGAAUGCGAAAUCUUCGUAUUGGGAUGAUCGUGAAAAAUUCAUCAGAAAGGAGAAAAGCAGGGAGUUGGGCGCCGAUCUAGUGCUCAAUGAAAAGGAGGAGAAAGUAAACGAGAUUCUGAUGAAUUAUAAACUGAGGGAGUUGGACGAGGGGAUGCUCAAUCCCGCAGGAUAUCUGCCCGCCCAACAUUUUUUUCAUUCCAAGAAAGCAAUGGAUAAAUCAAAAGUGUUCAACCUAAUUCAAAAACUACCAAAAGGGGCAUCUCUACAUUCCCAUGACACUGGCAUCGCAUCCGAAGAAUUCCUUCUAUCCCUAACACACAAAGAAAACCUCUACGGUUGCGAGAGGGGUCAAAACUUCCUCCUCAAAUUUUUCAAGGACAACAGCAGCCUCGACAACUCAUGCCAAUGGAAAUCUCUGAAGAAAAUGCGCGCUCAAAGAAAGGAUUUUGAGGAAUUUUUGAGGGGGAAGUUGUCUCUGGUUGUGGCAGAUCCCAUGGUGAAAUAUCCCGAUUUGAAUUCUGUGUGGAGGGCUUUCAUAAAUCUGUUUAGGAACGUGGGGAACAUGAUUGGGUACAAGCCAGUUUUUCAGGAGUAUUUUUAUCAGGUUUUGAAGGAGUUGCAUGAGGAUAAUGUGAUGUAUAUGGAAAUGAGGGGGUUGCUACCUGAGGUUUACGAUUUGGAUGGCAAAAUAUACUCACCUGAAGAGGUUGUGGGGUUAUAUGUGGAAACAUUAGAGCACUUUAAACACGAUUACCCCAGUUUUUAUGGGGCUAAGUUGAUAUAUGCUCCCUCAAGACAUGUGGAUAACAGCACUGUAGAUAACUAUUUGAAAAUCCUCAAAAACAUACAAAAAUUGUACCCUGACUUUAUAGCUGGUUUCGACUUGGUCGGGCAGGAGGAUCUGGGCAAACCUCUAUCGGAAUUCAUCCCUCAACUGCUUGAAAUCAAAGACCAAACGAAGUUUUUCUUCCACGCUGGCGAAACAAACUGGGAGGGCGAAACAGACUUGAAUUUAAUCGAUGCGGUGCUCCUAAACACUACCAGAAUCGGUCAUGGCUACGCCAUCCUCAAACACCCCGAAGUAUACAGAGCGGCCAAAAAAAACCGCAUCGCGAUUGAAGUGAGUCCCAUCUCCAACCAAGUCUUGAAGCUGGUCGAUGACCUGCGCAACCACCCCGCAGCUAUUUUGGUAGCCGAUGGUUACCCGGUCGUUAUUUGUUGCGACGAUCCAUCGUUUUGGGGGGCUAAAGGUUUGAGUUACGAUUGGUAUUACGCCUUUAUGUCGUUCGGGAGCAGGGAUAGCGAUUUGAAGCUGCUGAAGCAACUUGCUAUUAACUCCAUUGCGUAUAGUUCUUUGGACUUGGUCGAUAAUAGUGACCUUUUGACAAAAUGGCAGUUAAGUUGGAAUACAUUUAUUGAUGACGUGUUAAAGGAGCAUGGUGUUAUGUACAGUAAACCUAGAAGUAUUGUGGAUGUGUGAUGAUCUCUAUUUUUUGUAAAAGUCUUGAAUAAAAAAAUACCUC